AUGUUUGACGAAGAUCAAAUUGAAGCAUUUAAUUUAAUCAAGGAUGGCCACAAUCUAAUUGUAAGUGGACAAGCCGGAGCUGGCAAAACAUUCCUUAUUAAAAAAGCUGUUAAAUAUUUAAGAAAACAUCAAAGAAAGGCAGAAAUCGUGUGUUCUACUGGCAUUGCUGCUACACAUUUUUCCGACUUGGGAGCACAAACCUUACAUCGAUGGGCAGGAAUUGAAGAUGGUAGGCAUAUGAAUCAAAAUUUACUGCAUCUCAUUGAAACAGAUGAAAGAUUUAUUUCUGUUAAGAAGAAUUUUCUCAAUGUUGAUGUUCUUUUUAUAGACGAAAUUUCUAUGAUUAGUUCCAAAGUUCUUUCUCAAGUGGAAUUUUUAAUUAGAAAUGUGAGGAAAUCAAAUCAAUACUUUGGUGGUGCUCAAAUUGUAUUAGUAGGGGAUUUUUACCAGCUUCCCCCUGUACCAAAUGAACUUUUAGGUGAUCCUGGAAACCAUUGUUUUAGAAUUAGUUGGUUUAAUGACUGUUUUCCUCAUCAAAUUAUUUUACAUUUGAUCCAUCGUCAAAGCGACCAUACUCUUAUUAAAUGCAUUAAUGAAUUGGAAAUUGGCAAUCCGUCAGAUGAGACUUUGGCAUUUUUAAACUCACUGAAUAGACCCACUGAAAAUGAACAUAAUGCUGUGCAACUUUUUGCCAGGAAUUUAGAUGUUGACUUAUUUAAUUAUAACAAAUUGCAGUCAAUCCCAGGAGAUUUAAAAGUAUACAAUGCAAUAGAUCAAGGGUCUGAACAUUAUUUAAACAAGAUGUUAGCUCCAAAAAAUCUAGGAAUUAAAAAUGAUUGUAGUAUUAUGUUGGUAAAGAGCCCUUAG
This is a messenger RNA of Mytilus trossulus (common blue mussel), 867 nucleotides long. RefSeq lists its product as uncharacterized. Bases 1 to 867 code for a protein of 288 amino acids. Gene Ontology annotation, molecular function: ATP hydrolysis activity; DNA helicase activity. The record is from RefSeq and is a predicted model, not a curated record. Gene Ontology annotation, biological process: DNA repair; telomere maintenance. The transcript has a single exon. NCBI's taxonomy places the organism in Eukaryota, Metazoa, Mollusca, Bivalvia, Mytilida, Mytilidae.